Molecule: messenger RNA, 7058 nt
Organism: Neofelis nebulosa (Clouded leopard)
Lineage: Eukaryota; Metazoa; Chordata; Mammalia; Carnivora; Felidae
Gene: CCDC93
Product: coiled-coil domain containing 93
Exons: 25
Coding region: 135-2048 (637 amino acids)
Biological process (GO): Golgi to plasma membrane transport
Source: RefSeq, a predicted model, not a curated record
CGGCGGCAGCGGUGGUGGCGGCGGCAGAGGAAGUUCCCGCUUUGCCUCCACCCCGGUAGCAGCUUGGCGGUCGGGGACAGCUUCCUCCGGACGCUCUGCGGGCUCUGCUGCCGCCGCACGUCUGUCACAGGACCAUGGGGUUGCCGAAGGGGCCGGAGGGCCAGGGUCUCCCGGAGGUAGAAACAAGAGAAGAUGAAGAACAAAAUGUCAAGCUAACUGAAAUUCUGGAGCUCUUGGUUGCAGCUGGGUAUUUCAGGGCAAGAAUUAAAGGCUUGUCACCUUUUGACAAGGUAGUAGGAGGAAUGACUUGGUGCAUCACCACUUGCAACUUUGACAUAGACGUUGAUUUGCUCUUUCAGGAAAACUCUACAAUAGGUCAAAAAAUAGCACUGUCAGAAAAAAUCGUCUCAGUCCUGCCAAGGAUGAAGUGUCCACACCAGCUGGAGCCCCACCAGAUCCAGGGCAUGGAUUUUAUUCACAUAUUUCCUGUUGUUCAGUGGCUGGUGAAGCGAGCUAUAGAAACAAAGGAAGAAAUGGGUGACUACAUCCGCUCCUACUCCAUUUCCCAGUUCCAAAAAACCUACAGUCUCCCCGAGGAUGACGACUUUGUAAAAAGAAAAGAAAAGGCCAUCAAGACAGUUGUUGACCUUUCAGAUGUUUACAAGCCCCGUCGGAAAUACAGACGCCAACAGGGAGCAGGAGAGCUGCUGGAUGAAGAAUCUCGAGUCCAUGCUACGCUUUUGGAAUAUGGCAGGGUAGCUGACUCCUUGACGAGAUAUGGAUUUAGCCGCCAGAGCAAAACAGAGAAGACCGAGGACAAGAAAACGACACUCCCUGCGGGGCUCUCGACUGCAGAAGGAGCCGAUGCUCAAGAAGAAGAUGAGCUUCAAGCUGCUGAAGAGCAGCGAAUUCAGUCACUGAUGACCAAGAUGACCGCCAUGGCGAAUGAAGAGAGCCGUCUCACCGCGAGCUCCGUGGGCCAGAUCGUGGGACUCUGCUCCGCAGAGAUCAAGCAGAUUGUGUCCGAGUACGCGGAGAAGCAGUCUGAGUUGUCAGCAGAAGAAAGUCCAGAAAAAUUAGGAACCUCCCAGCUACAUCGUCGGAAAGUCAUUUCCUUGAAUAAGCAGAUUCUGCAGAAGACCAAACAUCUGGAAGAGCUGCAGGCAAGUCACACCAGCCUACAAGCCAGAUAUGAUGAAACCAAGAAAACUCUGACAGAGUUGAAGAGCUACAGUGAGAGACUGGACAAGGAGCAAGCAGCCCUGGAGAAGAUAGAAUCCAAAGCUGAUCCAAACAUCCUGCAGAACCUGAGAGCACUUGUAGCCAUGAAUGAAAACCUGAAAAGUCAGGAACAGGAGUUUAAAGCACAUUGUCGAGAGGAGAUGACGCGGCUGCAGCAGGAAAUCGAAAACCUGAAAGCCGAGAGAGUGCCAGCUGGAGAUGAAAAGACCCUGUCUUCUGGAGAUUCACAUGGUGCCCUAACCCCUGUGAUGACUCAUAAUGAAGACCUAGACAAACGGUAUAAUAUGGAGAAAGAGAAACUUUACAAGAUCCGUUUACUACAGGCUCGAAGAAAUCGAGAAAUAGCGAUUUUGCAUCGCAAGAUUGAUGAAGUUCCCAGCCGAGCCGAGCUAAUACAGUAUCAGAAGAGAUUUAUUGAACUCUACCGCCAGAUUUCGGCUGUGCACAAAGAAACCAAGCAGUUCUUCACUUUAUAUAACACCCUGGAUGAUAAAAAGGUUUAUUUGGAAAAAGAGAUUAGCCUGCUGAACUCAAUUCAUGAGAACUUUUCCCAAGCCAUGGCCUCCCCUGCUACCCGGGACCAGUUUUUACGUCAGAUGGAACAGAUCGUAGAAGGAAUUAAGCAAAGUAGAAUGAAGAUGGAAAAGAAGAAGCAAGAGAACAAAAUGAGAAGAGACCAGUUGAAUGACCAAUACUUGGAACUGUUAGAAAAACAAAGGCUGUACUUCAAGACUGUGAAAGAGUUCAAGGAGGAGGGCCGCAAGAAUGAGGUGCUGCUGUCCAAGGUGAAAGCCAAGGCCUCCUGAAAACUCCCAGACGUCAUCGUAUGUCAUUGUUUUUUGUUUUUUGGGGUUUUUUUAAUGCCAUAUCGACUACAGGCUGGUGAAGUGGUUCCAAACACUACAGUAGAGAGAUGCACCUCAACACUCUGGGUACUUCCUUCCUCCCAUUUGCUUCCGUUUCAUCUCUCUGAUGCCGAUGGAAUCAGACAGUGUGCACCUGACGGCUUGGAUAAUGCCCGUCGUCCUAUGAAGAAAUGUGGGCCGUAUUUGAUCUGUGUCGGUUCAACUUUUGUUUCUCCAGUAACAUUGCACAUAUGAAGGUACCUGUAUCUGUAUGGACUCUCUGAAUAAAAAGGAAUUCGUUUGUUCAGCAAAUGUUAAUUGAGCAAGCAGUGAGAAGUAAACCCUGAGGGAAACAGACGUGUAAAACACAGGCCCUGCAGCUCGGGCGCCAGCAAGGAGCCUGGGGAGCAAACGUAGCCCGCUGGACCCCAGAGCUUGGUCGGCUGAGAUUUUUUUUUUUUUUAGUAAACAAAGGCUUUUAGCUGAACGACCAGCCCAUGUGAGUGGUGGUCUUGUAGGCCCUUCACUUACCUGUGUGCCUUUUGUUCCUGCCGCCCCCCCCCCCAGAUGCCAGCCAGCGGUCGUAAUGGUGUAGCAACAAGAACGAGAGCUCAGUGGCCGCCGCUGCUUCUGUUCUUACACAGUACCCAAGUUUACUUCACCAAAAAUUGCCAACAGGGGCCUCACACUGAGGACACCUAAAUAAGCAUGACACCUUCAGACGCUGUUUCUCUCUUGAGUCACGGCCAGAUGUGGCUGGUCUUGUGCACCCCCCUCAUUAAGAGCACAUUCCGUGUGCGCCACAUCUGGGCAGAUCAUGGGCGGAUCACAGAGGUGAGACACAGACACACCAUUCACUGAGGUCCAGGGCAGCAUGUGAUAGAUCCCAGAGCGACUGGCCAUGAAGAGAAACCAGAGGGCGCUGGACGAGGCAGAGCAGUGAGGUGUGCAGAGAUCCGGGAGGCUUCGUGGAGGAGGCAGGACGUGGGCUAGGUCUGAACGGAGAGUUGCAUGUUAAUAGGCAGAGACAGGUGGGAAGGUCAAUUUGGAUAAAGUACAACUAUAGUUAAAAACACGAGAGGGCGCAGGGGGAGUACAAGUGUGUUUCUUGGGAAAGGAGUGGAUAGGCCCAUCUCUGCAGGAAAGGCAGGCUGGGAUCAGCUUUUGGGGGCCCUUGAAGGAGUGGUGGACUUGAUCCUCUGAAAACGAGCAGUCCAAACCAGACACGGAGCUCCGCCUGCCCUGGCUGCCCGGGCUCUGGCAGCUCAGUCGUGUUCAGUUAACCCCCGUGUGAGGUUUUCUUCAUUCCACAUAAACCUUGCACCCGUACUCAUCAGCAGGUUUGGACCAUGAAACGGAAAAGCUUACACGUGUCAGGCAGGUAGGGCAUUCGGGGCAGCCUCAGGAGCACCAUGUUUUAGUUCCCUAAUGUAUGCAUUCAGCAGAUGUGAUGUGGACAGCCUGAACGCUCUCGCGCUGGGUGAACAACACCCGUUGGUGUCUGCGCCAGGGCAGCGAGGCCUGUGUGAUGAGGCUGGAGCAACACUGUGUGAUCUGACGCUGCCCUGUGCCGAGUGUGCUCUUCCCAGGCCGUGUCUGUCUCCCUCCAGCUGCUCCCUCGGCCGCGGUUAUCUGCAGAUUGAUUUUUGCAAGGGCCCCGUGAAGCUGAAGCAAGUGACACAGCCAGAAAGCAGGUGGCUCUCUGAGGACAGGGGAGGGAGACGGCAGUUUGACUGCACAUUGUUUUAGGUUCAGGGAAACAUGCGUGUUUUCUUGUCGAGAAGCACGUAGACCCAUCCCUGACAACACAUGAGCAGUUAUGAUGUGUGCAAAGGUGAUGGGAGGAGGAGUGGGUGGUAUUCGGGGGUUCAGUCACCCACCUCUCUGCUGUCGGGGAACGUAUGGCACGACUAAUCCAAAGCAACUAAUAAUGCUUUUUAAAAGCGAGGGUGUGUAUUGGGCUAUGUUUCCAAAAAGUUUCAUUUGAUUGGGUUUUGGUAUGGGGGGUAUCAGAAGAUCUCUUUUCCCCUUUUAAUUCUACAAGACCUAAUACAGGUUAGUUCCUAUUCCUUGGACGCUUCUGGAGUUAGACCACAGGAUCCAGUCUCGAGAACUCCAUGUUUGCCACAGAUGACCCACAAAGUGCAAAUUGUCUUUGUGAGUAAUUAGGACACUUAAGCGUGCCUUACAGCCAGGCCUUACAGGUUCAAGUGAUGCCCGAGGCCCCCUUCAUUUCAGAAGCGACUCAGGGGAGUUCCUCCCAGGACAUCUUAUGUGCCCAGAGUAUGGCUGCGUAUUCAGCUAAGCCCACAGACUGUUCUGGAAUUUAAAAAAAAAAAAAAAAAAAAAGCAGCAGCAGGGACACAUCCUUAAGUUACUUUUAUGAAAUGAGGAAUGAGGUUUCCCCAGGAAGCAUUGAGUUGUCCCUGUUCGGCCAGAGCAGUGAGCUUGUUUGGCAGCCUUCCCAGGGCUGGCCGCCGGGUGCCCCGACCUUCUCCGCCAGCCUCUGGGUCAGGGGCUGCCCUCCCCCACGUGCAUCGCACGGAAUGCACAGGGCUGCCUUGGUUUAAACCCCAAGCAGAGCUGCUGAGCAGUCCAGACUGGAGGACCACAAGGCAUCAUAUCUCUUGUCCUUGGCCCGGAUUCGGUCUCAGGGGUCAACUAAUUACACUUAGAGGGAGGUGCCGAAUGUUAGAGAAUGCUGCCCAAACUCCACAGGAGGGUCUGUUUCCGUUUUGAACAGAGAGGGCAAAUUCUAAGUUAGGCCUAAGUCCUUGAUAGAGCCUCAGGUAUACGGUUGUAACUAGGUCCUGGUCCGUUGCCCAUGUCCUGCGGGUACCCAGGUCCUGCCACUGUCUCCGGAGUCUGGCAGCAGGCCCGGAAGGCAGAGGGGCUGGUACCGAGAGCAGGCCCCUCUCAGGCCGAGGAAGCGCUCUCUGACCAACGACGUAGCUCUUGAGACUUCCCGAAACCAGGAGCAGAGGAUAGGGAAGGCCUCAGGCAGCCCUCUACUACCUCACAAAGCACCGUCCCCACGACCUCAGGCUGAAUAUUGAUGGCCCCAACCACAUCUGCAGGGACCAAAGCAGACCUGCUGGAAAAGGCACUUUGGGCAGCAAGCAGUGGCCCGUAAACCUGUGCCGCCUCAAUUCCCAUCACCUGGGCAUGGCCUUGUCCUGCCCUCUGUGCAGGUGACUCACGAUCAGUGCACAAGGGAAGUAGACGUUCUAGCAGUAAGCUUUAACGGUUACUUUGACUGGGCCUGAGAGGCAGAGUUGGCUUGAAUAUGCUUUGAGGAAGAACAUUAAGGAAGCACUUUAUGAUUUACUUGUGGCCGGUGUUGGCUUCAAGGCACAGCAGUACAGUGAAGAACCCCGGCAGGGUGAGGUGCCUGUCGUCUGUCCGUGUGGCUGGGUACGAGUUGGGGGUACCCUAUGUGAAGUGUCUUCAGAGCCCCCCAGGCCUUGCCUUAGUCCUUUUCCCCAAGUCCAGAGCAUUUCUUCUAAAGCACAUGGCGGCAGGCCAAAAACACUGUGUACAAAAUCAUGUUGUCACGGUCCCCAGUCUUCUCAUGAGAAAUGUGUAAAAGCAUUGGGGGGAUCUAGUAGCCGAUCUGUGGCUCAUUUGACAAUGUGAGGAAUACUCUGGGUUUUCCACAUCAGCCUUACGUCAGUUCCUCAAAGGCGCCAAGCUCACAACCUGCCCGUGGCUCUUGUCCUUGCUGUUGCCUCUGCCUGGACCGCCGUCCACCCAAGAUCGCGGGCAGUGGCUUUCCCUGACGGCCCCAUCCUCCGCAGACCCGCUCACUGUCGGCCUGCAGCCCUGACCACGUUCUGCCCUCUCCCCUGCCAUCUGUCUUGGUGGCACUGUUUGAUCUCUCAGUCCUUUGCCAAGUCUGUUGCCUUCCGCCCAGAGUGGAAAAGCAGUGAAAGCCGGGACCUUGGAGUCUCCCCAGAACCUGGCUUGGGCGAAUGGCCAGGAAAUCCUGGUCGGAUAAAAGAGCUUCUCUAACUUGUGACUUUGCAUCCCUGUAUUAGCAGAGUUCAGACGGAAACUUCAUCUGAUUUACGCUUAGUUUGAGUACAGGGAGACCAUUUGAUUCAGCACCUUGAGAGGAUCUCUCAGAGUGUGUUUGUCAUAGUCUAGCCUCGAAGCUGGGGAUGACAGGGGUGUCAGGGUUUCAAACCUUUCAGAGGAAUUGCCUUUCACAUGUUUUCUCCCCCCAUACGGUGGGAGGAAAGUAGAGGGAACAUAGUAAUUUGAGAGAUCAGAUCACGCGUAGGCUUGGCUCACGGUAUGUCAUGAACCUAAAGGUAACUUGACUGGUUGAAAUGACUCAGCCGCAUGAAGCCAACAAGUGGGGCACAGCGCUGGGAUGCCGUGUUGGCAGAAGUAGCAGCCGCACAGCGUCCGUGGAGGGCAGCUGACGGUAUCUAUGGCAAGUGCCAACGCACACACUCUUUGAGCCAGCGAUGCUGCUUCUAGGAGUGUUUCCUACGUACAAGGAUUUUCACCGCAGCAUUGUUUGGAAUAGCAAAGAGUCGGAAACUGCCACCAACAUAGGGCCAUGGUUAAAUAAAGUGUGAUGAAUCCACACAGUGGGGUGUUCGGUUUAUAAGAACAGAGUCGCUCUGUAUGCACUGCCAUGGGAUGAUCCCUAAGGUGCAUGGUCAAGUGGGGGAAAAGGGGCUCUUGGUGUGCUAGUGUUUGUUUUUGGAAGGAGGAAGAGGAUGGAGAAAAAUGUGUGUUGAUGGGUGUAUACGCGUGUGUGCGCGUGCACACAUGUAUCAUGCAUACCUGCUCGCCUAUGCCUCGAAUAUCUCUGGGAGGGUGCACGCGAACCUGUCAGCCUUGCUUGCCUCUGGGGAGAGGGGUGGGAAUGACUUUUCACUGUAUACCUUUUGUACCUUUGGAAUUUUAUACCAUGUACAUGUAUUAUCUAUCCAAAAAAAUAAAGUUUUUAAAUUUUAA